Suillus subaureus is the source of this 1479-nucleotide messenger RNA. RefSeq lists its product as uncharacterized. The transcript is spliced from 6 exons. The record is from RefSeq and is a predicted model, not a curated record. NCBI's taxonomy places the organism in Eukaryota, Fungi, Basidiomycota, Agaricomycetes, Boletales, Suillaceae. The coding region runs from base 357 to 1352 and encodes 331 amino acids.
GGCAUCCAAUAACGCCGCUGGUCGCUAUCUUGUUCGUAUGUCACGGUCCAAUCAGACGAGAUUGCUAACUUUGUUCGACCAACCGCAAGUUGGGCAAACUCACUUGGCGGCGGCCAUGGUCAGUCUAUAGGAAUGCCUGUCCAAAUUUUCGCUGUAAAGGUGAGAAUAUCCGCACCAGCUGAGCACUGCUAUUCGAUCAUCGAAUCAUAAAUCCGUGAUACUACUAUGACGAGGACGUUUCAAGCUCUGCCCACUCUUUCUCAAUCAUCCUUUUGGCUAUUUCCACCACCGAAUAGGGCGCUUCGGCAAUAUUUAUCCCGACCUCCUUAUACCGGUCAGUGACCAAAUUGUGGGCCAUGUCAUCCGACACCCCACCGACAGAUCUGUGGCUUGAGCGAUCUCGUCUCGACGGAAUGAUGUUAGGAGCAGUAUCCUACGGCGGAUUCUUUAUCCUUACUGUACAAGCGGCGGCUACUCUCAUGCGACGGCCUCAACAUGGUGGGAAGAUUGCAGAUCAUCGCUUAGCUCUACUUCCCUACGUCUUGAUCACUUUUGUAUUGGGGACAAUAGGCUUCGCUGCGAACGCAAAAUACACCCAGAUGAUCUGGAUAGACCUUCGUGAUACGCCUGGUGGGCCGGUCGCAUUAAUUGAGAAUGAAGUGGCUUACCCUAUCAAUAUUGUGGCGAUUUCCUGUUACUUCGUCAUGGAGUGGUUUAUGCAAGCCCUGCUUCUUCACCGAUGUUGUGUGAUAUGGAAUUGGGCGAGAUACGUGAUAAUCCCGAUGUCCGCUAUCUAUAUCGCCAUGAUUACAAUGUCUAUCCUCGUCUUGAUCCAGUCGAGUGCCGGCGUCAUAUGGUACGAUAUCAAUGUCCAGCUUGCCUACCUCUGCACCGCGGUGGGGCUCAGUGUCAUCUAUACCGUUCUCGUGACGAAUCGCUUGCUCGUCAUGCGAGGUCUGAUGAGGCAGGUCAUGCAAGAACAGGAAUACUCUAGCAUCUACGUUACCAGCAUUCUCAUGGUCGUCGAAUCCGCUAUGCUAUACUCUGUCUGCGCCAUUAUUUUCAUAGUUUCCUUCGCUCUGCAUAGUAAUAUCACCAAUCUAUGUUUCCUGUCUAUUAGUCAUGUCCAGGGCAUUGCCCAGUUACUUAUUAUUAUCCGUGUAGCACGGGGGCAGGCAAUUACAUGCGAGCUGUCAACCCCAGCUGCUGUUGUGUCUACGUAUAUAGCGUUCUCGGGGACUGCAUCGGACGCACCAGAGGAAACCAAUAUUGAGCGAGCAGCUAGGCCUGAGCAGGACGGUGUUCAGUUGCAAUCCCUUGAUGCCAAUGGGACGGAAAUUUGUGUAGCAUAAACAGGGUCGAACUUGAACUUGUGUUGUAGACAUGCAUGUAUGCCGUGCCUGUCCGCGCGUGUGUGUGGGGAACAUGGUUCUACUUUUAUACUGCAUCAAUGAAGGCCGGAGCCGAAAAUGAUUUUGA